Molecule: messenger RNA, 1639 nt
Organism: Ruditapes philippinarum (Manila clam)
Lineage: Eukaryota; Metazoa; Mollusca; Bivalvia; Venerida; Veneridae
Product: sushi, nidogen and EGF-like domain-containing protein 1
Exons: 3
Molecular function (GO): calcium ion binding
Source: RefSeq, a predicted model, not a curated record
AUAUCUACUUGCUUCAUUCAUUUAAUUAAAAGGUGUAACUGUCUCAACUCUUGGACAGGAGAUCAUUGUCAACAUAAUCUUACAAGCAAACCGGAGUGUUUACCUGGAUAUAGCGGAUUUCUAUGUAACAUUGCUUUAUGUGAUCAUGGUUACGCUUUAAACAGUAGUGGCACAAAUAAGAAUUUUACAUGUUACUGUGAUAAAGGAUGGACUCACACACAUAAUGACGACCCAUGCGACAAGGACAUAGACGAAUGUGAACUAGAUAAGAAUAUAUGCAAGAAUGGUGGAAACUGUAGCAAUACUAAUGGUUCGUAUAUUUGUAAUUGUAUUGAACCAUGGGAAGGUGAAAACUGCACGCAUUAUAAUUCAUGCAGAUUAAAUCCUUGUGAAAAUCAAGGAAAAUGUUCAAAAACAGGAAAUGAUAACGACAGAACGUAUAAAUGUGCAUGUCAACUUGGUUAUAAAGGUGAGAACUGCACUUCGGACGUUGAUGAAUGCAUUCUAAACACAUCAUGUGUACAUGGAAUUUGCUCUAAUAGUUAUGGUUCGUACAACUGUACAUGCGAAACUGGAUGGACAAGCAAAACUUGUAACGAAACUUUAGACAUUACUGUCACGAUUGAACAAACAACCAAGGUCAGACCAGAAAUAACAACUACUGAAAUUUAUAGACCUUCGUCUAAAAUAACCCGUGAAACAACAUACAAUCAAACUGCGAUUACCAAACCGACAACAAAAAAGACGACGGUAGAAAAAGGAAAUACAACGGGUGCAGCACCAAAUGACACGACUGAACAAACAACCAUGGUCAGUCCAGAAUUAACAACUACUAAAAUGUAUAGAUCUUCGUCUAAAAUAACCCGUGGAAAAACAUACAAUCAAACUGCGAUUAACAAAACGACAGCAAAAAAGACGACGGUAACAAAAGGAAAUACAGCGGAUCCAGCAACAAAUGACACGACUGAACUACCAACCAAGGUCAGACCAGAAUUAACAAAUACUGAAAUGUAUAGAUCUUCGUCUAAAAUAACCCAUGGAAUCAAGUACGAAACAUACAAACAAACUGUGGUUACCAAAACGACGACAAAAAAGACGACGGUAAAAACAACAAAUACAACGGAAACAACAAAUGACAGCAGUCUCGCAAUGAAAGAAACAAAAGAUGGAUUGCCAAUUAUUGUUGGAGCAAGUGUUGGCGGGGUUAUUAUUGCAAUUGCAGUUGUUAUUGGUAUCUACCUUUACAAAAGGAAACGAGCAAGGAUUGCCUCAGAAGAUAUAGCAGGAGACACCGGAAGGAAUGAAAAGUUUAACAACGAGCGAAUUUCCAAAACCGAACGUGUUGCACCGAAGAGCACCACUGAAUUGAAUGCAUUCACUUCUGAUAAUUGAAACCAUGUCAAACCGAUACUUUUAAGCCUGAGAUAUAGUGUACUUAAAAUUGUCUCAAGCUCAAUGCACGUGUAUCAUUUGGACAAGAAUCAUUUAUCCAUUCAUAAAUUAUACAACUUAUGUGUUUAUCAUUUGAAAAAUGAGAUACUAGUUUAAAUUGUUUCAACAGGUUUUCAUAGGCAUUUAUUAAGUACAUUUAAUGUCAUAUACAUGUAUGUAUGUUCAUCUUUAAUUUUUAUUUCACACC